Mesocestoides corti is the source of this 645-nucleotide messenger RNA. NCBI's taxonomy places the organism in Eukaryota, Metazoa, Platyhelminthes, Cestoda, Cyclophyllidea, Mesocestoididae. The record is from the annotation of a GenBank genome assembly.
AUGGGUUGUGCUAUGUGGACAGAGCAGGAGGCCAGAGCGAGUCUUGGUGUUUUGCCUCCUGUGGACCCAGAGGCUACACUCAUGCAAGUUCCAGUGUUCGAUAGCAAACAGCGGACUGAGUACUUGGCUUUCAUGGAGGAAUAUUUAAGGCAGUAUAAAAACAAAAGCACGAAUUGCAACUUUGCGACCGGGGAAAGAGAUAACUGGAGUCCUGACGUACCUUGCGAAUUCCCACUUGAGCUUCUUGGACCCUGUGCGACGCCAGCAAAGUACAUGGAAGAAAACAACAAUAUUUGUAUCUACCUUAAAAUGAAUAAGAUCUACGGAUACCUUCCAGAUGUUCCCGACAAGAAAGUCCUCGUACAAUGUGGUCCUGCUACCUCGUUUGAUGGCGAAAACCUAAAUCCACCGAUAUUCUUUCCAUCAGUGGUGACAGAGAACGGAACAUUCGGCUACUUUUCAUCCGUCACCUUUCCAUACCUAAACCAACCAGGUUUUCAGGUGCCCCUGCUCGCAGUGACGUUUCCUGAUGUCCGAAAGAACACCGUCGUUAUGGUUAGCUGCACUUUAACCAACGUUGGAACCGGUGAACCACUGCGGUUCGACCUAAGUAUCGACGAUGUCAAAUCAAUUGCUUUUCAGUAA